GGGCUGUUACAUACUGUUUGUUUGUUUGUUUGUUUGUGCGCUAAUCUUUCGUUAUGUUGUUUAAGCUUUAGAAAGAACUUGUGAACUAUGAGUGUAUUUAUGUUCUUCCCUUUCAUCAUUUUAUUGGUUUCCCAGGUAAAUUUUUUCAUUGAUCAUGGGCAGAUAAGACUAGAACCAUGGGUUGGCUAAGCAAGAUUUUAAAAGUUGGAUCUGGCCAUAAAAUAGCUGAAACGAGUUACGAAUCGAACUAUGAGGAGGAUCAGAAUUCUCAUCUGCCCUCGACUUCGGAGGGUUUAUGGUCGGAGAACGAGAAUGACGACAUCGAUCGUGCAAUAGCGAUUUCUCUUGUGGAAGAUAGUCCGAAGGCAAAUAAUGUGAUUGAUCAUGAUUAUCAAUCGGAUGACGACGAACUUCUUGCCAAAGCAGUACAAGAAAGCCUCAAUCUCGACCCUCCUCCACAAUAUACAAAUGGACAUAUGUAUCAACCGUAUAUACCGCAAUAUCAAUUUGGUUCGAGGAUAUGUGCGGGCUGCUACAAUGAGAUUGGCUAUGGACGUUACUUGAACUGUCUCAACGCAUUUUGGCAUCCGGAAUGUUUCCGGUGCCGUGCUUGCAACCUUCCUAUUUCAGAUUAUGAGUUUUCGACUUCUGGGAAUUUUCCCUACCAUAAAUCUUGCUACAAGGAGAACUAUCAUCCAAAAUGUGAUGUUUGCAAGCACUUCAUUCCGACGAAUCCUGCUGGUCUUAUUGAAUACAGGGCACACCCUUUUUGGAUCCAGAAAUAUUGUCCGUCUCAUGAAUAUGAUGCCACUCCACGAUGUUGCAGCUGCGAACGAAUGGAGCCACAAGAGGUUAAGUAUAUUCCACUUCACGAUGGUCGAAAGCUUUGCCUCGAGUGUCUCGACUCUACGAUCAUGGACACGAAAGAAUGCCAACCUCUUUACUUUGAGAUACAAGAAUUUUAUGAUGGUUUGAAUAUGAAAGUAGAACAGGAAGUUCCAUUGCUUUUGGUUGAAAGACAAGCACUAAAUGAAGCAAGAGAAGGAGAAAAACAUGGUCAUUACCAUAUUCCCGAGACACGAGGACUUUGUCUGUCGGAGGAACAAACCAUUAGCACGGUUUUAAGGCGACCUAGAUACGAAAGGGGGAACCGAGUAACGAACAUGAUGUCGGAGCCCUAUAAACUAACACGUCAUUGUGAGGUCACGGCAAUUCUCAUCCUGUUUGGUCUUCCUAGGUUGCUUACGGGGUCGAUUUUAGCUCAUGAGAUGAUGCACGCAUGGCUACGUCUUAAAGGUUUUCGAACUCUAAGUCAAGACGUCGAAGAAGGUAUCUGUCAAGUUCUAGCACAUAUGUGGUUGAAUACCGAGCUCAUGUCUUGCCAAGACUAUAACGAUGUUGCCUCGACCUCGUACUCCGCUGCUCCCACGACGUCGUCAAGAAGAAAAACAAUGUCUAAAUUCGAGAGAAAACUUGGAGAGUUCUUUAAACACCAAAUAGAGUCCGACAUGUCCCCAGUUUAUGGAGACGGAUUUAGAGCUGGGCAGAUGGCCGUUCAUAAAUACGGUCUUCGGAGUACGCUCGAUCAUAUUCAAAUGACCGGUACCUUUCCUUAUUGAAACUGGAGACGUGUACGUACCCGUAAUCGAUAUCGAUUCUUUAAAUUUCUUCUUCGUUUCUGUUCUUGGCCUUCCAUAUUUACAGCUAAGGCCAAAUUCUUUGAAGGAAUCCACUUUGUGCAGAUUCAUUUA
Molecule: messenger RNA, 1751 nt
Organism: Cucurbita pepo subsp. pepo (vegetable marrow)
Lineage: Eukaryota; Viridiplantae; Streptophyta; Magnoliopsida; Cucurbitales; Cucurbitaceae
Product: protein DA1-like
Molecular function (GO): ubiquitin binding
Source: RefSeq, a predicted model, not a curated record